AAUAAUACAAAAGGUUCCCAGCAAACUAUCACUACUAUGCUACAAUGUGUUGUCCUUCACAAAGGAACUAAAAAACUUAAUAUUUGUCGCGCUGUUGCGGAAUGGCUUGUGAUUGAUAAUCAACCAUUUGAAGUUAUUAGCGGAGAAGGGUUUCGUAGAUUUAUGUUGCAAAUAGAUCCUGCCUUUCGUUGGCCUUCUUAUAAGACAUUAAAAAAAGAAAUAUCUAUUGCAAACACAACUGCAAAAAGCCAAAUCAACAAUCUUUUAGCACGAAGCAAAAGGUUGCCAUGCACAGCCUAUACCUUACAAUUAUCAAUCAAUCACGCAUUUAAGGCAAAGCGUCGACAAAUUAUCCAUAUACAAAAUUUGGUUAAAUUUUUUGAUUCACCUAAACAAAGUCAGAGAUUAGAUACUGUGCAACUUGAAAUGCAUAAAAAUAAGCAGAAAGAAAUAUCUUAUAAUAAUCCAAUUUCAUCUGAUGAAUCUGAAAAUAAU
Messenger RNA from Racocetra persica, 495 nucleotides. NCBI's taxonomy places the organism in Eukaryota, Fungi, Glomeromycota, Glomeromycetes, Diversisporales, Gigasporaceae. The record is from the annotation of a GenBank genome assembly.